AAUUCCCAAUAGAUUCACUUAACUAACUGACACUCUUAUUUUCCCUGGAAACAAACGGAAAAUAUAGUUUGCCUCCAUUUUUUCACUGAACCUAAGCACCGUGAGUACAAAUACAAUGGAGUCCCUCAAGUCUACCUUCCUCUCCAGUACAACCCAUCUCCACCCUUUAUUUACCCUCCCAAAACCACCUUCCAAACCCCCCAAACUUCGCAUACGCUCCUCAGUCCGCCCAGACCCAUUUUCCCUCAGCGACGGCAACCCCACAAAACCCAAACCCAAAUCCAAAAACCCCAAGAACCCACUCUCCGAUGACAACGCGCGUCGAAUCAUUAAGAAGAAGGCCCAGUACUUGAGCGCGUUGAGGCGUAACCAAGGUCCACGCGCCAUGACUCCGAAAUGGAUAAAGAGGACCCCAGAGCAGAUGGUGAAGUAUUUGGAAGAUGAGAGGAAUGGGGAGUUGUAUGGGAAGCACGUAGUGGCGGCGAUAAAGGCUGUCAGAGCUAUGGGGGAAAGAAAAGAAGGGGAAGCUGAUGUGAGGAGGGUGAUGGGGAGUUUUGUUGGGAAAUUGAGCUUCAGGGAUAUGUGUGUGGUUUUGAAAGAACAAAGGAAUUGGAGGCAAGUUAGGGAUUUUUUUGCUUGGAUGAAGUUACAGUUGAGCUAUCGCCCGAGUGUAAUUGUUUAUACGAUUGUUUUGCGUGCUUAUGGGCAAGUUGGGAAAAUCAAACUGACUGAACAGACUUUCCUGGAGAUGCUUGAAGCGGGAUGUGAACCCGAUGAAGUAGCUUGUGGUACCAUGUUGUGUACAUAUGCUAGAUGGGGACGACACAAGGCUAUGCAGUCCUUUUAUUCUGCUGUGCAAGAAAGGGGAAUCACACUUUCGACUGCUGUUUACAACUUUAUGCUGUCUUCUUUGCAAAAGAAAUCACUUCAUGAAAAGGUCAUAGAUUUAUGGAGGCAGAUGGUUGAUAAAGGGGUGGCACCCGAUAGGUUCACUUAUACAGUAGUAAUUCACUCACUUGUUAAAGGCGGUCUUUGUGAAGAGGCUUUCAAGGCUUUUGAUGAGAUGAAGAAACUUGAAUUUGUCCCUGAGGAAGCAACUUAUAGCCUGCUUAUUAGUUCACACACUAAAGACGGUAAAUGGCAGGAUGCACUAAAUUUAUAUGAAGAUAUGAGAUCCAGGGGAAUAGUUCCGAGCAACUACACUUGUGCUUCUCUUUUAACUUUGUAUUAUAAGAAUGAAGAUUAUUCACAAGCUCUAUCUCUUUUCACAGAGAUGGAAAGAAAUAAAAUUGCAGUGGAUGAAGUUAUUUAUGGCUUGCUAAUUAGAAUAUAUGGCAAACUUGGCCUUUAUGAGGAUGCACAAAGAACGUUUGAAGAGAUUGAUCAGCUUGGCCUACUAAGUGAUGAGAAAACAUAUUUAGCAAUGGCACAAGUCCAUCUUAAUUCAGGAAAUGCUAAGAGGGCUCUGGAUAUUAUUGAAAUGAUGAAAUCUAGAGACAUUUGGUUCUCAAGAUUUGCUUAUAUUGUUUCAUUGCAAUGUUAUGUCAUGAGUGAAAAUCUGGAUGCUGCUGAAGUUACAUUUCAGGCUUUAGCCAAGACUGGACUUCCUGAUUCUGGUUCUUGCAAUGAUAUGCUUAGAUUGUAUAUUAAACUCAACUUGACAGGAAGGGCCAAGAAAUUUAUUGUCCAGUUAAGGGAAGAUCAAAUAGCUUUUGAUGAGGAGUUAUAUAGGACAGUUGUAAGAAUAUAUUGCAAGGAGGGAAUGCUAGAAGACAUUGGUCAAUUGACUAAAGAGAUGGUUACUAAUGAUUCGUAUAAAGAUAACAAGUUUAUUCAAACAUUUUUUAAAGCUAUAUGUGGAGAACCCCUCAGACACCAGAAAGUUAAAGGCAAUGUGGCCUCUAACCAACUUGACUUCACUGCUCUGGGGUAUUUACUUAGGUUGUAUUUGGAAUGUAAGGAUUUCAAUAAUUUGGAAGAAAUAUUAAAGUUGUUGCUUGAGACUGCUGGUAGCAUGUCUGUAUUAACUCAACUAAUAAGCAACUUUCUGAAAGAAGGUGAUCUAUCCAACGUGAAAGCUCUUAAUGAUCAAGUUGUCAGACUAGGUUGCAGUGUGGAUGAUGCAACAAUUGCAUCUAUUAUUGGUAUAUAUGGGAAGGAACAGAAGCUAAAACAGGCCCAAGAUAUCUUCACUGCAGUUGCAGAUUCUCCCACUUGUGGGAAAUUGAUAUAUAACUCAAUGAUUGAUGCAUACAUUAAAUGUGGUAAACCUGAGGCAGCAUAUUCUCUGUACAAAGAAGCAUUCAAAAAGGGGCACUAUCUAGGCGCCAUUGCCAUCAGCAAAGUUGUCUACUCUCUGACUACUUCUGGAAAACAUCAAGAGGCAAAAGAGAUGAUACACUUGAGUUUUCAGGACAAUUUGGAACUUGAUACUGUAGCAUACAAUACAUUUAUCAAGGCAAUGUUAGAAGCAGGUAAAUUAAAUUUUGCAACCAGCAUUUAUGAGCACAUGCUUUCCAAGGGAGUUUCUCCAUCAAUUCAGACUUAUAACACAUUGAUUAGUGUUUAUGGACGAGGUCGCAAGCUGGACAAGGCAGUGGAGAUGUUCAACCUUGCUCGCAGCUCUGGCAUGACUCUGGAUGAGAAGGCAUAUAUGAAUCUUAUUUGCUAUUAUGGGAAGGCUGGUAAGAGGGAUGAAGCUUUCUCAUUGUUCACUAGAAUGCAAGAAGAAGGGAUAAAUCCAGGAAUGGUAAGCUACAAAAUUAUGAUCAAUAUGUACACCAGUGCAGGUCUAUGUGAUGAAGUUGAGAAGCUUAUUGAAGCCAUGCAGAGAGAUGGUUGCUCGCUUGACAACUCCGCAUAUCUUUCCCUUAUUCAGGCUUAUACCAAGUGUUUGAAAUAUGCAGAAGCAGAGCAAACUAUAAGUUGUAUGAGAAGAAUGGGCAUCCCUCCAACUUGUGCUCAUUUUAAUCUUUUAUUGUAUGCUUUUGCAAACGUAGGGAUGAUGAGCGAAGCAGAGAGAGUUUAUAAGGAACUAAUUACAACUGGUAUAAGUCCUGACCUGGCAUGUUACCGUGCCAUGCUAAGAGGUUACAUUGACUAUGGAUUGGUGGAAGAAGGCAUCAACUUUUUUGAGCAGAUUCGGGAUACUGCCGAACCAGAUAAGUAUAUCAUGAGUGCAGCCGUGCAUAUUUACAAGUAUGCGGGAAAGGAACCUGAAGCUAGCAGUGUUCAGGAUUCCAUGAAUAAUUUCGGGAUCCCAUUUUUGGAAAACCUCAAAGUUGGAGCCAAGAUGAAAAUCCUUUGAUCUUUAAGAGUACCAUUCCAGCACAAUGCUUCGAAUUUGAAAAUUAUCUUCAUUUCUAACCAAUACCAGCUUUUUUUUCCUUCUUUUGAAGAAGGCCAUUAUUUACCAGGUUAGCCCUUCUCUGUGUUUUCUUUUUCCUGCAUCAGAUAUAUUUUAUUGUUCUUGUGGUCUUCCCCAGAAAUUGGUUCAUAUGCCUAUUCAUGUAGGCAAACACUUUCGUUCAACUUUACAAAAUCAUGACUUUUGUUGUUCAUUUCCCAAAACCCCUUCUGGAUGUUGCAUCUGCAUAUUUUCCUUUAUGUAGUCAUGAUUCAUGAAAGUUUUUUGGGGUACAUUACAAACUGGGGGAGGAGAUUACAUCAACAGGGUUUGAACCUUGGUCAUUGGGGUGCUAAACCAGGGGCUUAACCACUGCUCCCCUGUGCUGUUGGCAUGAAAUGUUUCUAAAGCCACAUCAUUUUUGUAUGGAAGUUUUAACAAAACUAUCAUUACCGUGGAAAUUGGAGUCUUGGGUUCUUGUACUCCAGUAAACAUCUCAAGUUGUUGAUAGGUGAACCAUUCAUCAAUCUGAACCAUCUUUCUAGUAUAAUCUUUCUAUUCGUUCUUUUUACAAUUGUUUGAUUGAUAUUUGACAAUGUCUAAGAAUCACUUUUAACAUGGAAAUCUCUUCAUCAAUAGAUCUCACCUGAUAGUUGCUUACAGGGGAUCUGAAGAUUGAUGGACCAUUAGGCCUUAGAUUAUUCCAAGUUAUUUUUCACUUGGUGGAGUUAUGGACAUGAGGAAGACCCUUGAGGAUUUCAAAGCAGUUGUUUAUCUCUGCUGUUGAAAUCACCAGACUCUUGUAUUUUUGCACUAAUUUCUUUAACCAUUUGAACAGAAUUAAGCUUUAAUAUUCUUUUUUAACUGCUAGAAUCCACAACUUGAACACCCAUACUUGCACUGCUAUUGUUGGCAACUGGAGGUCUUCUUUUAAAACUACCUUAACAACCACAUUGGAACACUGCCAUGUUAGCUUCAGCAAGCAAACAGAAUCUUCUCCUCUGAACUGCCCAAUUGUUGUAAUUCUAUGGUACCUGAGUUUAUUCUAUCUAUGCUAUUUGGGGGCCUUGUGGUCAAAUGGAAAUGCUAACAUGAAAGCGACUCUUGCAUCCGUAUUGAAAGGGCUGAUGAAGAAAGAUACUCUUUGUUGCUUCCUUUCAAGAACCUUGACAGGAAUCAGAGCUGGCAGCAGCCCUAUUCAACUGAGGGAACUUCAGGUCGGUGGCAUUCAUAAAGUUAGGUGAAAAGAAAACCCAAGUAUUACCGAGACUCUUAUAACAAUGUUCAAAAACUAGUUUUGGCCGGAAAACUUGAUCAAUCAAUCGAUAUUUAGCUUGUAAAAAAUAACAUUUCAAGUAUUAAUUGCUCGUUGGAGCUCUCAAGUUCAA
Molecule: messenger RNA, 4734 nt
Organism: Gossypium raimondii (Peruvian cotton)
Lineage: Eukaryota; Viridiplantae; Streptophyta; Magnoliopsida; Malvales; Malvaceae
Product: pentatricopeptide repeat-containing protein At5g27270
Exons: 9
Coding region: 116-3307 (1063 amino acids)
Molecular function (GO): protein binding
Source: RefSeq, a predicted model, not a curated record